AUGAACACAUCACAUGAUGGUUGCGUAACUUCGCACGUUAACACCAUAAAACUCACAAGUUUGAACGAUAUGUCGUUUGUUCGUUCAAUUUUUGCUUCAAAGAGGCCACGAGUAACAGAAACGAGAGAAGAAAGACAGCGAAAUGGACAAAAUUUUGAUCCAUUCAGACCCUCAACUUCUGCUACAUCAUCAUUCAUCGAUACAAUAUGUGAACGUGUCCCUCGAGAGCUGGAUGAAGAAGCAAUGAGGAUUGUGAUUGUCCGAGAAGAAGAUAGAAUGGUGCUUUUCGAUUCGAAAACUAUAAUUCCAAACGUUGUCGUACCUCCAUCACCUCGCUUAUCGAUAACCAAACAACAAAAUGGACCCACGCCAAAAAGUGGAACACAGGAAAAGAAAAGGAUUAGUCCGUGUGGACGUUUUUUGCUGAAAAGACACUCAAAUGAUGUGAAACAAAUAUCGGAAAUGCUUUUUGGAGCAAUGAUGGCUUCAACCGGAAGUGAUUCACUAAAAAUCCACACUAUUGGAGAAACACAUUCAAUUAUGACAAGCCGCAUUUUCUUCAUGCCGAGAGCGAGAACAUCAAAUUUGAUGACGGAUAGUGCAACAAUGAUAUCUGAUACAGAAAGUCAAUUUGAUGUGAUGAAUCAAUCAAUUGAUGGGAUCCCAUCCAUGACUGCACCACCAGAAAAGUUUUGCCGUUUUCGGAAUUGUUCUCUGCAAGAAGGUGAUGCUAAAGAAGAGAUGCGACCGUUUUCUCCUCCAUCAAGAAUUAGUCGAGUCACGAGAAGAAUGCUUAGUUAUCGAUCUGAUUUAACACAUGAAGGCUCAGCCGUGAGAUGGAAAUCAAGAUCUCGACUCUCAUCCUGUGGAUCAUCACAUACUGAUGAUGAAUUUGUGAGGAAGGUUAGAAAAGUGGCACUUGGUGUGUUAUGGGAUGAAGGAGAGAAAGCCUUUGUGUUCGGUCAUAUGGCACUUUUGGAAGGAGAAUUAGUGAAAUUGGAAUCACGAAUUGAAACUGCCGCAACCGCACCGAAAGAUUUUCUUUUUUCUGUUCAUCAGGCAUGGAGAGAAUUCAUUGAAACAGUUCGAAUCCUCGUGAACACACCUCGUUUGAAGCAUCCAGUAUGGUUAUCAAUGGUUGAUGGAAAUGAAGGAUUGGUAGCUUCAUUCUUUUGUGACACUUUGGCUUCAUUGGCACGAGAUCUUGACAAGAAGGAGACACAUUUUUUCCUCUCAAAUUUGAUCUCAGCUGUGUUAAUGCAUCAUAUGUCAUGGGUGGCAUCUGUAGCUCCUCCUGUCUCAAAACAAUCAACUUCACUUUCUGGAUCACGAAGGUCUCUUGUUAUUGGAUCGACGGUGAAUGAAGAGGCUCCAUUUGCCCCUUACAAUAUUCAUAUGGCUCAAUAUCUUGAAGUUGUUGGUAAUAUUGGAGCCAAAGGAAGGACUGCACGAACACUUGUCAUCGGAGAAAAAGAGAAAAGUGAAAUGGUGGGUCAUCUCCUCCACGUGCUGUCAUAUUUUGUGCGUUGUUCAGCCAUCAAACGACAAUCCGAAGAAUCAACGGGACUCUAUGAUCUAGCGGUAGAAGAAGCCUUUUCUCCUCCAAUCGUUUCUCCAUGUGAUUCAGUGAUGGCCAUUUCACCACGCAGCAACAAUCUCGAGAGUUCAUCGCCCGAUAAAGUUCGAGAUGAUGAUGGAAUGUCAUCCUCAUCGGCUGAUUCAAUUGGUCCUCCACCCGCAAUUCGACCAAGAGUUGGAUCAGGCACCCCAGCUAUCACAAUCCCACUUGAAAAGAAAUUUGAUCGACGCAAGAGUAGAGGAACUCUUCUUGAAAGUGACGGAAGCGAAAGUGAGAACGAUAUGGCAAGAUCACUUGGACGAUCACUUCUCGUCGGUCCAUCUUCAUCCUAUUCACCACAUUUUGUUCUCUCAGGAAUUCUCAAGAAUGAAUCAAAUACAGACAUUGAGAUCCUCAACAGAUUGAAAGAAGAUUUGCGGAGUAGUUCAUUAUCCGAAGAUUUACUUUGUCCUCAACAAUCAAUUUCUUCGUCUUCAUCAACAGAUUCCCCUCAAAUCACUGAAAGUGUUGUCGUUUUUGCAGAUGUCACGGAUUGGAGUGUGAAGAUUGUAAGCACAAAUAAUGGAGUCGAAAGUGUGGCAUCCCCAUCAGAAGCUGUUGUUUCGAUGAUCGAGCAGUUUGUCGAUUUUCACUCUGCCGGUUUUGCUCCGAAAUUUCUUUUGUCACACCUUGAGGAUUGUCUACAAGAACUCUUGGCAAAAAGUCAAGCUUUGGUAGAAAUGGUUCAAUCUCGUUCAAGUGCCAAUCAUUCAACACUUCUCAGCCCUGAACGAGUUGGAAAAGUUGUUGAUUGUGAUGUCUCUGAUUUGCGACUUCUUUUAAAUGUUGCUGCUGUUUAUUCGCCAUCAAUUCUCGAGAGUGCUACA
Messenger RNA from Mesorhabditis belari, 2445 nucleotides. NCBI's taxonomy places the organism in Eukaryota, Metazoa, Nematoda, Chromadorea, Rhabditida, Rhabditidae. The record is from the annotation of a GenBank genome assembly.